AUGGGCAAAAUACUUCGACCACUGGCAUGGGCGACAAAAGCGACCCGUGCCGCUGACCCACCGAAACAGGAGAACUCAGUCGGGAAAUCUACGAGUAGCUGGCGUCGUCGAUUUCUGGCUCCACCCUCGACAGGCGCCCUUUCCACCGCUACUUCGGGGGCUUCACCUUCACCGAUCAACAGUCAGGUUCUUCUGUCAGCAGAAUUACCUCUUUCAUCUGGUGCCUCACAGAGAAGUAUCUCACCUGAUCCAACGGCAACCGUAUUCAGACGACCCAGCCUUGAUGCCGGACAGUUUCUUGCCUCGCCCAGUUUAGCCAGUGCGUCCCAAACCCGGGUUGACUUAUGGGCGUCAGCUCGACAAACCCUGACCGACGAUGAGCUCAAGACUUUUGACAAAAGCUUUCCUCGCAAAACGACACCACUUGAAUACUCGGCUUUGUUGAAAGAGCUUGGAGAUGCGAUAAACAAGUACCAGAGCAGUCAGUGGCGGUACGAGAAGGAAGAUGGCGCACAAAUCGUGUUCCGUAAUGUCAUGGACAAGGUCCUUGCUUGGGCAGAUACUCUGAAAGACAUUGGCUACUCACUUACAGCUCUGGAUCCAACAAAGCAUGCUGCUCAAGUCUGGGCAGGAUUGCAACUGGUCGUUGCUGCAGCUGUAAGAAAUACUGCCACACGAAAUUUGGUGUUCGAUAUUGAAAGCAUCGCCAAGUUGAUCAAAAGAUGCACAAUGUUCGAAUCACUCUACGACUUGACCAGUUCAAGCCAGUUAAGUGACGUGGAACAAGAACUUCAAAGCGCCCAGAUCCGUUUGUAUGCCCAUGUCCUGAAGUAUUUGCUUGCUGCCAUCAAGUAUAUGCAACAGGGCGGCUGGAAACAUGGGCUGGAUGCAUUGGUAUCUAGAGAUCCUGUCUCAGAAACAAUGAAGGCAAUUGAUCUAGCUGGCCUGGAAGUCAAAAAAUGGGCCAAGCUAGCUGACAAAGAAGCCUCAAAACGAGCUGUAGAUAUGAUUGCAGAAAACCAGAAGGAAAUUCGAGACAAACUCAAGAAAAUAGGCGAUCCAAUGCUCGCCAUGGUCGACGAAUGUAAGCUAAUAAGGAAUGAGAUCGCCAAUCAGAGGCAGGAAAAGAUCUUGAACUGGAUAUCGACAAUCCUCCCUGCAAAUCGGCACAUGACCAUUCAGCGGCAGCGUAGGCAAGGCACCGGGGAUUGGCUGCUCGAAAACUCACGAUAUAUUGACUGGAAGUCAUCCACGCAAUCUUGCACCCUGUGGAUGUAUGGCAAGGCUGGCUACGGUAAGUCCAUUCUCGCGUCCAAAGUCAUCAACGACAUACAAAAGCGGUGCGAAGCAGAGAAAACAAGACACUUCACUCGUCGAAAUCCCAACCCGGACCGCCUGGCGUACUAUUAUUGCGACAAGGCCAACAAUGCGAAAGAACUGGGAGAUCCAUUAAAUAUUCUGAGAUGCAUCUUGAGGCAGUUGUCAACUAUCCAAGAAUAUCCGUUGAUGAGACUCAUCGUGGAGAAAUAUGAAAGUAUACAUGAACAGAGGCACAUCAGCGAGUUGGAAUGCAAGGACUUGAUCAUAAGUCUUUGUGAUAUCUUCCCUCAAACGACCUUGGUCCUCGAUGGCUUGGAUGAGUGCGAACUUGAAGUGCGAAGGUCCUUGUUAGAGGCUCUGCAAGCGAUCAUGUCAGGGACCCAUGGCAUACUGAAGUUGUUCAUUUCCAGCAGAUUCGAAGGAGAUAUAGACCUUGCUUUGGUGGAUGCAGAUCAUCGCCUGGGGCUCAAGGCUGCUGAUAAUCAGGGCGAUAUUGUCUUGUUUGUCAGCGAGCAAGUCAAAAGUUGUAUUGGCCAUGGUCUUCCGCGAACUCUUACAGCUGCACAACAAGACAGGAUUAUUGAGGUUCUAACAAGCAAGGCCGAUGGAAUGUUUCGUUGGGUACAGCUUUCCCUGGCUGCACUUCGAAGGCAUAAGGAUCCCAAAGACGUCAUGGAGCACGUUGGUCGACUACCCCCUGGGCUGAAUGCAAUAUAUGCGGAAAUCUUGGACGAAAUCAACACCUUUGGCCGACACACCCUCGAACUGGUGCGUAAGACAUUGAACAUGUUGCUGUAUCAACGAGUCAGUCUGUUUCAAUCAGAUUUCAUCAGAUUUAUCUGUCCAGGAAUCGCAGACGUUGACAUCGAGGCAAAAUCCAUUGAUGUUCUAGACGCAUGUCGACAUCUGAUUGAACUUGACCUUGUCGGGGAUUCUUUCCGACUUGCUCAUGCCUCUGUGAAAGAGUAUCUUGUUGAAGAAUAUGCUCAGAACGAGUAUCACCCAGAUGAAGGCCAUGCGGCAAUUUCCAAGAUAUGCAUUCGAAUUUUACAGAACAUGAUCAAUUCAACUUCGGGCAUGCGUGGUGUCACCUAUGCUGAAAACUUCUGGAUAUACCAUGUCGAUGGAUGCAAUGAGCUGAGGACACAAGAUAUGGUGCUAAGCAAGAUCUUGGAGGAGUGCCAAGUUACAGCUUCAACUCCAUUCUGGUUUGAAGAAUGGCUCCGGACUACGCGACUGCCAGUACAUUUUAGCGGCACUUCUUCAAAAGACCGUAUUUACGAGUUCAAAUAUGCUGCAUCCCAUUGCUCUACCCCGACUUCGCUUCUCCUUACUAGUGCUUUUGAUUUCAGAGAGCUCUUAUGUGAGGCCGAUAUCCUUCCCCAGAGCCUCCUGCGGUUGAAAAAUCUCUGGGGUGAUAGUCCUCUGUCUGUCUCCAUCGAGUGUGGCAAUGUCAACAUCGCAAAACUAUUCAUCGCAAAGGUUGGGCAGCCACAGACACCCAACUGCGAAGUAUCUCAAUGGCAAAAGUCUGAAUUGAUCCAGGCUCUGUGUUGUGCUGCAAAGUGUGGGCAGCAAGAAGUGUUUGAUCUACUGAUUAAAUCCGGAGCCGACUUUGAUGCAAAGAAUGGGGAUGGAUUGACCCCAGUACAAUUGGCCGUCUCGAGUGGGCGGGUUCAAAUCCUAAAGCAGCUCAUUUUCGAACAUGGAGCAAACACAGACGUUCCAGAUGCCAAAGGCAACCCGAUACUACUGCAAGCAAUUGCUUGUAAUGAUAUCGCGUGUGUGGAGCUGAUACUUGAGAAAAUUAAAGACAUUGAGGCCACUGACAAAACCGGAGGUGGCCCACUUCAUAGAGCUGCAGCAACCGGCAACCAACUAAUUAUUGAAAUGCUGAUCAAGAAGGGGGCGAAUCUCGGUGCAAUAAACCGUGCUGGAGAGAGCCCAUUACAUACCGCGGCGGGUCGAUAUUCCUUGAAUGCAGUUCGGCUCCUCAUUGAUCGAGGCUCGAAAACCGACAGCAGAGAUAAAGAGGGGAAAACGCCUGUUCAUGUUGCUGCUGAACAUGGAAAAGCAGAUAUUUUACGAUGUCUCGUGGGCAUUCAAUCUAAUCUGAACUUGCAAGAUGAACGAGGGAUGACGCCUUUGCAUUACGCCGUCAUGGGCUCUCAGACUGUCGUUGGCAUAUUGCUGGAGGCUGGGGCUGACCCUCAUGUGAUAACUGACGAUGGUGAAACACCUUAUGAUUUGGCGGUACGCAUGGAUCGUCAGGGGGCAAUCAAACAAUUCAACAGCAUGGGACUGUGA
Molecule: messenger RNA, 3627 nt
Organism: Exophiala bonariae
Lineage: Eukaryota; Fungi; Ascomycota; Eurotiomycetes; Chaetothyriales; Herpotrichiellaceae
Exons: 5
Coding region: 1-3627 (1208 amino acids)
Molecular function (GO): RNA helicase activity; protein binding; RNA binding
Source: RefSeq, a predicted model, not a curated record